UGUAAGAGAAAGCUGCUGCACCACAAUGAUCAGAAGACUGGCUGUUUUGAUUCUACUUAGUACCAUGUACCUGAUUCGAACUGCAGAAGUUCCUCACCAGAUCUCUUUGACUGUGGUUGAAGUUGGUAGAAAUGUAACUUUGGAGUGUCCAGUUUCUGAGACGGGAGGCAAAUUCUUUUACUGGUACAAGCAGCCUCUUGGAUAUACGUUCCAACGUGUCGUUGCUGAAAUUCUUAGCAAAUUAGCCAUUGAUAAACAAUUUAACAACUCACGUUUCACAGUUACAAAACGGGAUGCUCAGUAUUUUCUUACCAUUACAAAUAUCAGCAAAGAGGACGAAGCAACAUACUUCUGUCACUAUGGAGUGACAUAUUCAGAGAGUUUCAAUGGCAUCUUCUUAGCUGUGAACGAUCUUAAUCAGCAGAAAGCUGUCUAUGUGAAACAAAGUCCGGAGACUGAGUCAGUCAAGCCGGGCGACUCAGUGACUCUCCAGUGUUCCCUACUCUCCAAGACAAAAGGAAACACAGAUCAGUGUCCAGGUGAACACAGAGUGUACUGGUUCAGAUCUGGAUCAGGAGAAUCUCACCUAGGUAUCAUUUACACUCACAGCGAUGAAGAAGAGGAAAGAAGUUGUGUCUACAGUCUGUCCAAAACUAUACAGAACUCCUCUGAUACUGGGACUUACUACUGUGCUGUGGUCACGUGUGGAGAGAUCCUGUUUGGUGUUUGCUCCUGUGAAGUUAAUCAGUGUUUAUCAUUAUAA
This is a messenger RNA of Perca fluviatilis (European perch), 763 nucleotides long. RefSeq lists its product as uncharacterized. The record is from RefSeq and is a predicted model, not a curated record. Gene Ontology annotation, biological process: response to bacterium. The transcript is spliced from 3 exons. Bases 26 to 763 code for a protein of 245 amino acids. NCBI's taxonomy places the organism in Eukaryota, Metazoa, Chordata, Actinopteri, Perciformes, Percidae.